UAGUUGCCAUUUAUGCUGUGAAACAAUACAAUGAAUUGAACUGAAAAUGACAAAAGUCAGUUGUUUGUCUCUUAAAGGUUGGUAUUGUCUCGGCAUCCAAGUACCAUUUCCCGUCCUCGUCAUGUUUUUUUCAAAGUUUUGCUAGCUCAUUAUUUCUUCAGCCUCUCAGCAAGAUGGACAGACUGUUUCUUCAAACAAGCAACAGGGAAAGUAAAUGAGAAUGUGAGGCACAACAACCUGUAUUUAAAUAAUAUUUUUUUUUCUUUUGGCAAGCAACUGCAUUUUCCCCACUACAAUAUAUUUGCCUCCACCAUUAUAAAGUUGCAGGACGUGACGUGGUGCUUAUUUUCCGUACAGAACAGAGCUUUCCAAUUCAGACUUUUGACAGAAGAGACCAGGUGUCAGUUGGAAAGGAGAUCUACAAUUAACCAUCCAUGGCCUCGGUGGAGCUACAAAUCUCAGCUUUUGUGGUGGCACUCAUGGGUUUAUGCACUGCCAUUGUUGCCACUUUGCUACCAAACUGGAAGGUCAAGGCAGAUACCGGGGCGAACAUCAUUACCGCAGUUACUCAAAUGCAGGGUCUUUGGAUGGACUGCACGUGGUAUAGUACUGGCAUGUUUAGCUGCACUGUGAAAUACUCCAUCCUUUCACUCCCAGUUUACAUCCAGACUGUGAGAACUACUAUGGUCCUAUCCUGUAUAUUCUCCACUUUGGGAAUCUGCAUCUCCCUGCCAGGAUUGAAAUGCACAAAGCUAGGAGGUGACCGACACACUAAAAGCAAUAUAGCAUUUGCUGGUGGGACAUGCUUUUUGCUUUCUGGACUCUUUGGUAUGAUCUCAGUGAGUUGGUACAUGAAAGAGAUAAUCUCCAGCUUCUUGGAUCCAUCCAUUCCAGUGAGUGGAAAACAUGAACCUGGAGGAGCAGUAUAUGUAGGCUUCAUCUCUGCUGGGUUACACAUUGUAGCUGGUGCAGUAUUCUGUGCAUCCUGCCCUAAACGACAGCAGAACAAAACACAAUCCCGUCCAAAAAGAGAACUCGAGCCAGCAGCUGAGCAGUCAGAAAACAACAACAACAACGGAAGCUACAACCUCCAGGACUACGUGUAAAUGAACAACACAGAGCUUUUACCGAUGUGAUAUAUUUUCUUCC
This is a messenger RNA of Rana temporaria (common frog), 1149 nucleotides long. RefSeq names its product claudin 20 (gene CLDN20). Lineage: Eukaryota; Metazoa; Chordata; Amphibia; Anura; Ranidae. Gene Ontology annotation, cellular component: bicellular tight junction; plasma membrane. The transcript has 2 exons. The record is from RefSeq and is a predicted model, not a curated record. Bases 435 to 1106 code for a protein of 223 amino acids. Gene Ontology annotation, molecular function: structural molecule activity. Gene Ontology annotation, biological process: cell adhesion; bicellular tight junction assembly.